Stylophora pistillata is the source of this 2612-nucleotide messenger RNA. RefSeq names its product rRNA-processing protein UTP23 homolog. NCBI's taxonomy places the organism in Eukaryota, Metazoa, Cnidaria, Anthozoa, Scleractinia, Pocilloporidae. The record is from RefSeq and is a predicted model, not a curated record. Gene Ontology annotation, cellular component: small-subunit processome.
CAGGGUGAUCACGUGGCUUUGUAAGCUGCGACCAGAAACAUACCAACCAGCGGUUACCUUCCUGAGAGUUUAAAAUGAAAGUCAAACGAGUGAAGCAUGCAAGGAGAUAUCUAACUUUGUUCAAAAAUUCCUUUGGAAUAUUUGAACCUUAUCAAAUUUUAGUUGAUGGCACUUUCUGUCAAGCAGCAUUGCAGACCAAGAUAAACAUCAAGGAACAGCUUCCCAAAUACUUGGAUGGAUCGGUUCAGUUAUUGACGACAAAAUGUGUAAUAGAAGAAGGUACAGCUCUUGGUCCUCAGCUAGCCGGUGCUGUGCUGAUUGCAAAGAGAUUCCAGCUGCGGAAAUGUGGCCACCAUAAGGGAGCUGUGCCAGCUGCGGAAUGUAUCAUGAAUAUGAUUGGAACUGAGAACAAAAAUGGCUUUUUUGUUGCCUCACAAGACAGAACUCUAAGAAGUCUCUUGCAGAAAAUUCCAGGUGUACCACUUUUAUUUAUUAAUCACAACUCGAUACUCCUGGAGAAGCCUUCAAGGGCGUCCUAUCAAGCAUCUCACCAGGUUCAAAUUUCCCGUCUGCAGCCCUCUGCGCACGAGAAAGAAACGUUAGAUCAACUGAAUGACACCACGACAGAUGUUCAACCGAGACGUAAACGGAAGAGGCCUGGGGGACCAAACCCUCUGUCCAUGUUGAAGAGCAAGAAGAGAAAGACUGGGGACGAUACUAAAAAAAAACGAAUCCGUAAAAGAAAACGAAGAAAACUGGCCGAGCACGUACAGCAAGCACUGCAAGAACGGAUGCUGGAAUGUCCUACAUAACCAAGGUUUGUCACCAGUCCUUUCGCCUACGAGUUGUGUCGCUAACGACCAGUUUGCUAACGGCUCAGAUCGUUUCGCCAACGUAUUAGGGUAGUUCGCUGACGUCUCUUAGGUUGCUCUUUCGUGUUAGGUUAUUUUACUAGUGUUAACGUUUUUCACCACAAUUGUAUUUUGGAUUGUCUUAAUCUCCAUACGCGUGAUUUCGUUUAUAUUUUAACAAAUUUAUAAAUAGAGUAUGUGUUCUAUAUAUAACUAGUUCUCUAGUCGCGGAAAUACAUUCCGUGUGCAUUGUCUCAAUACAAUGGUUGUUUCCCUAGAGCUUCGAUUUUACUUCAACCCCUUCACCAACUUUAAAGAAUAGAUUCGCAGUUAUCGAACAUUUUUGAAACUUUAUUUUUCCUUUCGACGUUUCGUCAAUCAAUAGUUUUUCUUGGUGGUACUUUUCUUUUUGGUUGAAACGAAGAACUCUUUGUUAGAAAAAAAAAAAAUACCUCGCUUUUGUUGUUGCUGUUGUUGUUACUUUUUUGCGAUAGUAAAGUGUUUCGGUUGAAUGAGCAGUAGUCAACAUUCGAAUUCAAUUAUUCGAAGUUAGUUUCGAAUUUUUUAAGUCGAGGGUGAAAAUCGACUCCGUACUCGAAUAAUACUGAUAUCGAGUGCCAACUCUGUCAGUAGGUAACGAGUUAUUUCUGUAGCCUUUUUUUGGUUCUUUCGUUGUUUUUGAUCUGAACUGGUGUCCCCAGAAAGCAAAUAUUGAGACACGGAAGUAACUCAUCUUUGUUCGCAGUCGUUAACAGUAUUGUGGUUUUUCCGAACUUGUUCAAAAUCACAUGGAUACAAAAUUGCUUUUGUUCAUCGUUUCGACUAGAAGAAAAGAGAGAAAGAAAAUUUGCCCUCAUUACAAAUGCGAGUGGUAUGCAAAGUUUUGCUCUGAUAUAAGGGACGAGUUGCACGAGGCCUAAAGGCGUUUCGUAGGAUAAAAUGUAAGCAUUGUUUAUGGAAUUUUUGUGUGGAAGUUUUAUUUUGUUGGCAAGUGGGGGGUAUGGGAAGUCUCAAACGGUGAGGACCGACGAAAGUCAUUAAAUAUUAGAAGCACUGUAUUGGCCAGUGGAGGCGAGCAAUUAGGCAACAAAACAGGAGUUUUUACAAAUGGUACAAGUAAUCGGACAUAUACGGAAUUAGAACAAUUUGUUGUGAUGUUUUAGAAAUAUUGAGGGAUUUUAUUCGGCAGAGGAAGUUCUUUGGCUUGCAAGUCUUUCCCAGUUGUGUUUUAAUUUUCAUGCCCUCAUUAACCAAGAAUAAAGUUCAAAGGCGAAGUGCCGAGAGUAAUUGAGGAAUUUUUUUCGUGGAAUUUUUUUCUUCAUUCAUCCACAGUUUUAACCGUGUCAGUGCCAUGCAAAGCGGUUUCAAACUCAUCAUUGUCGUUGAGAAAAAAAUUAAAGAAUGCCUUUGGCGUUUAUAUUCUUCCCCGAACGUUAUUGAUCGCCUGUUAAAAGGAUUUUUUUCCCCCGAACUUGACGAGGCAGUUUUAAGUUUUUUUUUCAAUUGAUGGCAUUUUCACUGUACGUUGAUGCUUUCUGUUUGUGUCUGUGAUCAAGGCUUUUUAUUUUUAACUAUAUUUUAUGCAGAUUAUAUCACAUGUAUUGCACAAUUUUUUAUAAUUAUUAACUAUUAGUAAUCUUACUUUUAUUUUGUAUGGAAGUUUGUAAUAGAUAUUAGUUUUAGGACUAGUUUAAAUGCGCGACCCCAUAAGCGCGAAGCUUUAAACACUUAACGUGUUGAAAUAAAGUUGAUGUUAUGUUA